AUUCUCAUUUUCUCUUCACUUCCUGGAAUCAAGACCUGAUGGAAAACCAUGAUCCACCACCCCAAAACAACCCUUUUCUGUUCAACCCUUCGGAACAACCUCUAGAGCAAGGGCUAUGUGACUUUGACUCGUGGGGUAACCUUUUCUCUGCCCAGAACAGCUUGUUGUUGCUUAAUGGUGAUGCCAAGGAAACUAUUCAACGUGCUUCUGCUUCCUCUUCAUCUUUAAUGGCUCAAAAUCAGGAGGAAAAGGGAAACAAGGAGAAAAGGAAAGGUGGGAGGGUGAAGAAAACAACACGAGUGCCGAGGUUUGCUUUUCAAACGAGAAGUGCAGAUGAUGUUUUGGAUGAUGGUUAUCGCUGGAGGAAAUAUGGACAGAAAUCUGUGAAGAACAGCACAUAUCCCAGAAGUUACUACCGGUGCACGCACCACACAUGCAAUGUGAAGAAACAAGUGCAGAGGCUGUCGAAAGACACGAGCAUUGUGGUGACAACGUACGAGGGAAUUCACAACCAUCCAUGCGAGAAGCUGAUGGAAACUCUAACCCCUCUGCUGAAGCAAAUACAGUUUCUUGCUAGCUUGUAACGUGAAAAAGUUUCUCUACAGCUACAUGCAAACACGCGUACAUAUCAAGCACUAUGAUUAAGUUAACUUAUUUAUGUGCUCUCUGUCAGUUCAUAAGUUACUGGUUUGAUUCUUAUUUUUGUGUCUAUGUCUGUGUAAUCAAACUUCUGUCAAUUUUACAGUGUAUUUGUAUAUCAUGAUUUACUUUUCAACUUUAGUUUUUUCUA
Messenger RNA from Vigna unguiculata (cowpea), 790 nucleotides. Its product is annotated as putative WRKY transcription factor 43. Lineage: Eukaryota; Viridiplantae; Streptophyta; Magnoliopsida; Fabales; Fabaceae. Gene Ontology annotation, biological process: regulation of DNA-templated transcription. The record is from RefSeq and is a predicted model, not a curated record. Gene Ontology annotation, molecular function: sequence-specific DNA binding; DNA-binding transcription factor activity.